AUGAAAAUAGCUUCUUCUUCCCCGAUUCUCACCGUUGUCUCCAGCUCAGGCUCUUCCGGUUUCUCAACGGAUUCGAGAAUUAGCGGAUCACUUGGAUCUCGAAUCCUUCCGGCUUCUUCAAGUAGACCAUCCCCAUCGGACAAUCUUCUCCGCUGUAGGAAUAUGUCUUCCAAUCACCUAAGGCAUCUCGAUUCCAUGUCCCUGUUACCGUCAGGCGCCGGUAAGAUCUCUCAAUUGAACGCAGUUGUUUUAGGGGAAUCCCUUGCAUCCGAGGAGAAUGAUCUCAUCUUUCCGAGCAAGGAAUUCUCCGCUCAGGCUCUUGUUUCCUCCCCCCAACAGUACAUGGAAAUGCAUAAAAGGUCAAUCGACGACCCUGCUGGUUUUUGGUCUGACAUUGCGUCUCAAUUUUACUGGAAGCAGAAAUGGGGUGACCAAGUGUUUUCCGAUAAUCUCGAUGUCAGGAAGGGUCCUAUACACAUUGAGUGGUUCAAGGGGGGAAUCACCAACAUUUGCUACAACUGCUUGGACAAAAACGUUGAAGCUGGUUUGGGUGAUAAAACAGCCAUUUACUGGGAAGGAAAUGAACCUGGUGUAGGUGCUUCUUCAACUUAUUCUGAGUUGCUCCAACAAGUUUGCCAGCUUGCUAAUUACUUGAAAGAUGUCGGAGUGAAGAAGGGGGAUGCUGUUGUUAUUUAUUUACCAAUGUUGAUGGAACUUCCCAUCGCUAUGCUUGCAUGUGCACGGAUCGGAGCUGUUCAUUCGGUUGUUUUUGCUGGAUUUUCUGCUGACUCUCUUGCCCAAAGAAUCAUUGAUUGCAAGCCAAAAGUAAUACUAACUUGCAAUGCUGUUAAAAGAGGCCCUAAGACCAUAAACCUUAAAGCUAUUGUGGAUGCUGCACUUGACCUAUCCUCUAAAGAUGGAGUCUCUGUAGGCAUAUGCUUGACCUAUGACAACCCAUCCGCGACAACAAGGGAAAAAACUAAAUGGAAGAAUGGAAGAGAUGUCUGGUGGCAGGAUGUCAUUUCUAAAUAUCCAACAUCGUGUGAAGUGGAAUGGGUUGAUGCGGAAGAUCCCCUGUUUUUGCUCUACACCAGUGGAAGUACCGGGAAGCCAAAGGGUGUUCUACACACAACUGGAGGAUAUAUGGUCUACACUGCUACAACAUUCAAAUAUGCAUUUGACUACAAAUCAACAGAUGUAUACUGGUGUACAGCAGAUUGUGGUUGGAUCACUGGCCAUAGCUAUGUUACUUAUGGACCGAUGCUCAAUGGAGCCACUGUUGUUGUCUUUGAAGGGGCUCCAAACUACCCUGAUUCUGGACGCUGUUGGGAAAUUAUUGACAAAUACAAGAUUUCAAUAUUUUAUACGGCCCCAACAUUGGUGAGGUCUCUUAUGCGCGAUGAUGAUAAGUAUGUAACACGUCAUUCACGCAAAUCGCUACGAGUCCUUGGAAGUGUGGGGGAGCCUAUCAAUCCGAGUGCCUGGAGAUGGUUCUUCAAUUUAGUCGGUGAUUCAAAGUGCCCCAUUUCAGAUACAUGGUGGCAAACUGAAACUGGUGGCUUCAUGAUAACACCAUUGCCAGGUGCUUGGCCGCAGAAGCCUGGUUCAGCUACUUUCCCUUUCUUUGGUGUUCAGCCUGUCAUAGUUGAUGAAAAAGGCAAUGAAAUCAAAGGCGAGUGUAGUGGUUAUCUUUGUGUGAAAGGUUCAUGGCCAGGGGCGUUUCGAACUCUGUUUGGGGAUCAUGAAAGAUAUGAAACCACAUACUUUAAACCUUUUGAGGGAUAUUAUUUCAGUGGUGAUGGUUGCAGCAGAGAUAAGGAUGGUUACUACUGGCUUACAGGGAGGGUUGAUGAUGUCAUUAACGUCAGUGGCCAUCGAAUCGGAACUGCUGAAGUUGAGUCUGCUUUGGCUUCACAUCCCCAGUGCGCAGAAGCAGCUGUUGUAGGCGUAGAACAUGAGGUAAAAGGUCAGGGCAUAUAUGCGUUUGUCACGCUUGUGGAGGGUGUUCCUUACAGUGAAGAGCUUCGUAAAAGCCUUGUACUCAUGGUCCGAAAUCAGAUUGGGGCUUUUGCAGCACCGGACAGAAUACAUUGGGCACCGGGUUUGCCAAAGACGAGAAGCGGAAAGAUAAUGAGGAGAAUCCUGAGAAAGAUUGCUUCAAAGCAAUUAGAAGAGCGUGGAGAUAUUAGCACACUAGCUGAUCCUAGUGUGGUUGAUCAACUUAUUGCACUUGCAGAUGUGUGA
Molecule: messenger RNA, 2244 nt
Organism: Arabis nemorensis
Lineage: Eukaryota; Viridiplantae; Streptophyta; Magnoliopsida; Brassicales; Brassicaceae
Source: the annotation of a GenBank genome assembly